Euleptes europaea (tarantolino) is the source of this 690-nucleotide messenger RNA. Its product is annotated as androgen-induced gene 1 protein-like. The record is from RefSeq and is a predicted model, not a curated record. NCBI's taxonomy places the organism in Eukaryota, Metazoa, Chordata, Lepidosauria, Squamata, Sphaerodactylidae. The transcript has 5 exons. The coding region runs from base 1 to 690 and encodes 229 amino acids. Gene Ontology annotation, cellular component: endomembrane system; membrane.
AUGGUUUUGGGGCUCCAAGGCCAGAGGACCGCGUCGGUCCUGCACUUCCUCUGCUGCCUAUGGGCCAUCUUCGCCCUCUCCCAUAAUAUAGGGCUGCCCCAAUCCGCCCGCAGGGAAAGAGAACACACCUACGGGGGCCACUGGAAACAUCUGACCUUCCUUAACCAGGUUUUGCAAACAAUACUGUUUGUAUUGUGCGUUAUCAUUGAUGUUGUAGCUCUUUGCUCCUCUUCCCAUGAGAAGAUGAUAUCAUCUCUAUUGGUGCCUGUCAGAGAUUACAUCUUCUCAACAUUUGUGUUCCCCGUUGGCUUAUUUGUAGCUGUUGUUUUCUGGGGUCUCUAUGCAUAUGAUCGGGAACUUGUGUACCCUAGGGAACUAGAUGAAGUUAAUUCAGUAUGGCUUAAUCACUCUAUGCAUACUACAAUCCUUCCGCUGCUUUUCAUAGAGCUCUUAGUAUGCCCACAUAAAUAUGUCCGUAAGACAAAGGGAAUUAUUGGACUUACUGUGUUCACAAUUACAUACCUCUGCUGGAUAAUAUGGGUAAACUAUGCAUCUGGGAUUUGGGCAUAUCCAGUUUUAGGAGUUCUCGAUACACCUGGGAAAAUAGUAUUUUUCUCCAUCGCCUACUUGAUAGUGCUAAUGUUCUAUUUCCUUGGGAGGCUGCUAACAAAACAGUUAUGGGGUAAGUAA